This is a messenger RNA of Salvia miltiorrhiza (redroot sage), 2151 nucleotides long. RefSeq names its product calcium-dependent protein kinase 10-like. The record is from RefSeq and is a predicted model, not a curated record. Gene Ontology annotation, biological process: peptidyl-serine phosphorylation; protein autophosphorylation; intracellular signal transduction. The transcript is spliced from 7 exons. Gene Ontology annotation, molecular function: calcium-dependent protein serine/threonine kinase activity; calcium/calmodulin-dependent protein kinase activity; ATP binding. Gene Ontology annotation, cellular component: nucleus; cytoplasm. Lineage: Eukaryota; Viridiplantae; Streptophyta; Magnoliopsida; Lamiales; Lamiaceae. The coding region runs from base 170 to 1798 and encodes 542 amino acids.
AUAAUUAAUAUUCUUUUUUCAAAUGCCAAUUUUUUCUCCAAUUUGACCCGCGUUUUCUCAUUCAAGACUUCUCUUCUCUCUCUCCCUCUCUCUCUUCACCAUGCUCUGUUCCUCCUCCACCACCACCUCCCACCACCGCUGACGGCGGCGCCUCCACCUCCCCCACACCAUGGGAAACUGCAACGUCUGUAUCCGAGCCCCCGAAGCCGACCCCCCAACCCCCAGACCCUCCACCCCCAAAGGCAACAAAAAAGCGCGCGAGCGGCACCCGAAUCCCUACGCCCAAUCCCCGUCGCCGAUCCGCGUGCUGAAGGACUUCAUCCCGCGCACCAGGAUCUCCGACAAGUACAUCCUUGGCCGCGAGCUUGGCCGUGGCGAGUUCGGCGUGACCUACCUCUGCACGGACCGCGAGACGCGCGAGGCCCUCGCCUGCAAGUCCAUCUCGAAGAAGAAGCUGCGCACCGCCGUGGAUGUGGAGGACGUCCGCCGCGAGGUCGCCAUCAUGUCCAGCCUGCCGGACCACCUCAACGUGGUGAAGCUGCGCGCCACAUACGAGGACAGCGAGGCAGUGCACCUGGUCAUGGAGCUGUGCGAGGGCGGCGAGCUGUUCGACCGGAUAGUGGCACGCGGCCACUACAGCGAGCGCGCGGCGGCCGGCGUCGCCAGGACGGUAGCCGAGGUAGUCAGGAUGUGCCACCAGCAUGGGGUUAUGCAUCGCGAUUUGAAGCCGGAGAACUUCCUCUUCGCCAAUAAAAAGGAGAAUUCCGCUCUCAAGGCCAUUGAUUUUGGCUUGUCGGUGUUUUUCAAGCCUGGUGAGAAGUUCUCUGAGAUCGUGGGGAGUCCAUACUACAUGGCACCGGAGGUGCUGAAGAGAAAUUAUGGGCCAGAAGUUGAUAUCUGGAGUGCUGGUGUGAUUCUCUACAUUUUGUUAUGUGGAGUUCCUCCUUUCUGGGCAGAAACUGAGCAAGGUGUUGCACUGGCAAUCUUGAGAGGAGUGAUUGAUUUCAAGAGGGAACCAUGGCCUCAGGUUUCGGAAAGUGCAAAGAAUCUUGUUAGGCAGAUGUUGGAGCCCGACCCAAAGAAGCGUCUGACAGCCCAGCAAGUUCUUGAUCACCCAUGGAUACAGAACGCAAAGAAAGCUUCGAAUGUUCCACUUGGAGAUGUAGUAAGGGCAAGACUCAAGCAAUUCUCUGUCAUGAAUAGAUUCAAGAAGAGAGCAUUGCGGGUGAUAGCAGAACAUUUAUCCGUUGAAGAGAUAGAAGUAAUCAGAGACAUGUUCGCUUUGAUGGAUACCGACAACGAUGGGAAGGUUACGUUUGAUGAACUAAAAACUGGUUUAAGGAAAGUUGGUUCUCAGCUGGCUGAGCCUGAGAUGAAGUUGCUGAUGGAUGUGGCUGAUGUGGACGGAAACGGAGUAUUGGACUAUGGAGAGUUCGUUGCAGUUACCAUCCACUUACAGAGGAUGGAGAACGACGAGCACUUCCGCAGAGCGUUUAUGUUCUUUGACAAAGACGGGAGUGGUUACAUAGAACUAGACGAACUACGAGAAGCUUUAGCCGAUGAAUCAGGAGAGACCGAUGUCGAUGUGCUCAACGACAUCAUGCGGGAAGUCGACACUGACAAGGACGGCCAGAUUAGCUACGACGAGUUUGUUGCAAUGAUGAAGACCGGAACGGACUGGAGAAAGGCGUCGCGACAAUAUUCAAGAGAAAGGUUCAAGAGCUUAAGCCUUAACCUAAUGAAAGAUGGCUCUAUGCUGCUCCAGGAUGGGUUCACUGGUCAAACUGUUGUAGUUUAAAAAACUUUGAUGAAUAUUGUCGCGACGCCCUCUUGCUUGACUCGUGCUCGACUCAAUAUCUGGCAUCGCUUGAAAACACGAAGCUUCUCAAGUCAAGGAGUUUCAGGUAUUGCACGAUUCACGGUUCAUAAUUCAUCGGAGGAGGUGAUGCAUCGUAGUUUCUUUGUGUUGGGUAGGGUAAAUCGAUAUAGAUGUGUUCGUGUUUUCGUGUUGCAUAUUGUAUAUUUUUGUGAUGUCUGUAUUUUUAUUUUUGUUUGUUCCAUAUGUAGUGUGCCUUUUGUUAACACCAUAGUUGAUUUUUUGUUGAUUGGAAAUGUUAUCUCUGGUGAGAUUCAUGAUUUUUUUUCCCCCAA